Molecule: messenger RNA, 1058 nt
Organism: Scatophagus argus
Lineage: Eukaryota; Metazoa; Chordata; Actinopteri; Scatophagidae
Gene: mrpl46
Product: mitochondrial ribosomal protein L46
Exons: 4
Coding region: 26-907 (293 amino acids)
Cellular component (GO): mitochondrial large ribosomal subunit
Molecular function (GO): structural constituent of ribosome
Source: RefSeq, a predicted model, not a curated record
UAUACAUUGAAUGUAGCAAAGGAACAUGGCUGCGUCCUGCAGGAGGUUGGCGAGUCGUUCUGUCUUGCCGUUUCUGUCUUGUUUAAGCAGGUCAGCAGUCGGCAAUACGGGUUGUCGUCCGUUUUCCAGCUCUUCUGUUUGUCGGGCGACUUUGCAGACCAAAGAUGUGACGGAAAGAGCGAGUUCUCCGUGGACUUUGAUGGCAGCGGUGUGUUUGCAAAGGCUCCCGGUCAUUUCAGCGGACUGCACCCCAAUAGAGCAAGAGUUCGGAGAGAUGAUAAAGGAGAUUGAGCUGGAGAAUAGCUUGCUGUCGGACCAUGAGCUGCGACUGCUGGACGACGCUGAGAGAAUGAGACGCAAGCAGACAGACGACUAUGACUCAGAUAAAGAAGACGAGCGCGGGGAACAGGACAUCGUGUUGACUCAGGACCUGGAGGACACCUGGGAGCAGAAGAUGAAGCAUUUCCAGUCAGCGCCGAGGGUCAGAGCUGAAGUAGAUAAGGAACUGACCUCGCCUGAGCGCUGCCUGGCCGACUCGCUGACUCUCCUGGCUGAGCAGCAGAUCAGCGGUGAGAAGCUGUGGCUGAUGCCUCAGACUGAGUGGCAGGAAGGAGAAACGCUGCGGCAGACGGCCGAGAGAGCACUCGCUUCCCUGCCAGCAGCUGGUUUCAAGGCGACUUUCCUCAGCAACGCCCCCUGCGGAGUGUACAAGUACAAACUGCCCCAAGCUCUUCGAACGGAGAGCUUGGUGGGAGUAAAGGUCUUCUUUUUCAAAGCCAUUCUGUCAAAGAGCAGCCCCCCCACUGGCCAAAACGCUCCUUUUCUGUGGGUGAAGAAAAGCGAACUGCAGAGCUACCUAAAACCGGCAUACUUAAAGAAGGUCGACCGCUUCCUCUUCGAGCAGUGAGGCCUAAGAACUGGGACACUGACUUACCGAACGAUGUUACCUUUGUCGCUUCUCUGUUGUCUGGUAUCAUAUAAUGUUCUUUCAUUCGUUAUAUCCAUUUAAUAUAUCCAUUAUAUGUGUUUCAUAGUAUAAAUAAAUUUUUUUCCCCACA